Messenger RNA from Cutaneotrichosporon oleaginosum, 411 nucleotides. Lineage: Eukaryota; Fungi; Basidiomycota; Tremellomycetes; Trichosporonales; Trichosporonaceae. The record is from RefSeq and is a predicted model, not a curated record.
AUGGCCCGUACCAAGCAGACCGCCCGCAAGUCCACCGGUGGCAAGGCUCCCCGUAAGCAGCUCGCCACCAAGGCUGCCCGCAAGUCGGCCCCCUCCACCGGCGGCGUCAAGAAGCCCCACCGCUACCGCCCCGGUACCGUCGCCCUUCGUGAGAUUCGUCGCUACCAGAAGUCGACUGAGCUCCUUAUUCGCAAGCUUCCCUUCCAGCGCCUUGUCCGUGAGAUCGCGCAGGACUUCAAGACCGACCUCCGCUUCCAGUCGUCCGCCGUCCUCGCUCUUCAGGAGGCCUCGGAGGCCUACCUCGUCUCGCUGUUCGAGGACACCAACCUUGCCGCUAUCCACGCCAAGCGUGUCACCAUCCAGCCCAAGGACCUCCAGCUCGCACGUCGCCUCCGUGGUGAGCGCUCUUAA